AUGCGUACUUCAUUCUCUCUCCUCCUUCAUCGUCUUCAGACAUCCGUCCGUUUUCUCUCAACCUCUUCUCUCUCCUCAUCGCUUCCAUCCACCUCACAUCGUUUAUUCUCGUCCACAAUCGCCGUGUCUGCCAGAAAGAAAAUGCCUCUUCUCACCGAAUCCGAGCGAACUGAGCAGCUUUCCGGACUGAAAUCGGCAGGAUGGAAGCUGGUUGAAGGACGCGAUGCAAUUCAAAAAACAUUCAUGUUCAAAGAUUUCAACGAGGCUUUCGGAUUUAUGACUCGCGUUGGUCUGAAAGCUGAGAAAAUGGACCAUCAUCCAGAGUGGUUCAAUGUGUACAACAAGGUCGAUAUCACCCUUUCUACUCAUGACUGCGGAGGUUUGUCGCCAAACGAUGUCAAGCUCGCUAGGUUCAUCGAAUCCAUUGCAAAAAAUUGA
Messenger RNA from Caenorhabditis briggsae, 438 nucleotides. RefSeq names its product Protein CBR-PCBD-1 (gene Cbr-pcbd-1). The transcript has 3 exons. Bases 1 to 438 code for a protein of 145 amino acids. The record is from RefSeq and is a predicted model, not a curated record. Gene Ontology annotation, molecular function: 4-alpha-hydroxytetrahydrobiopterin dehydratase activity. Gene Ontology annotation, biological process: tetrahydrobiopterin biosynthetic process. NCBI's taxonomy places the organism in Eukaryota, Metazoa, Nematoda, Chromadorea, Rhabditida, Rhabditidae.